UCUGUAUCACUGGUCACACCUCCCUCCCUACAGACAGGCAUGGGGAAGACAGAUGAAGAGAGAGACAAAAAAGAAAGGGGACUUGGUGAUCCAUACACUUUUUUUUUCUUUUUUUACAAACAAGCACACAUUUCUUUGUAAUAAACAGGAGGAAGAAAAAAAAAGUAAUGACGUAGAAACCAUCUGUUUUGAUCCUGAUCCAGUGCUGGAUGCCCUCUUUUUGGAGCCACUUCAGGCCUUCCACAUGCCCCCUCACAGGGAGCUUGUGGUUCCCUCUCAUUUCCCUUGGGGAAGCAGAUGAGUAAACUGAGAUCCAGAGAGAGACAAUAACUUGCCCAGAGUCACCUCCAACAUGCAGACUCCUGCCAUGAUGUCUCUGCUGCUUGUGUCCCUUGGCCUCAUGGAGGCACUUCAGGCCCAGAACCACCUCAUCAAACGACGAGACCUCUUCUCUCAAGAAACCCCCCUGGACAUGGCCCUGGCCUCCUUCGAUGACCAGUAUGCUGGUUGUGCAGUGGCCAUGAGAGCAGCUCUCCCAGAUCUCAACCGCACGGAGUUUCAGGCCAACAAAGUGUAUGCCGACGGGUGGGCGCUGGCAAGCAGCCAGUGGCAAGAGCACCAGGCCUGGGGGCCAGAGUGGGGCCUUAUCGCUACCCUUCCGCCUCCGCCGCCCCCGGGCUUCCGCGACGAGCACCGGGUGGCCCUUCUGGCCUACACAGCCAACAGCCCCCUGCACAAGGAGUUCAAUGCAGCCGUGCGCGGGGCAGGACGCUCCCGGGACUACUACCUCCGCCACUUCUCCUUCAAGACACUCCAUUUCCUGCUGACUGAGGCCCUGCAGCUGCUGGGCAGGGGCCAGUGCCGCCAGGUGUUCCGAGGGGUUAGUGGGCUGCGUUUCCGGCCAGCAGGGCCCGGGGCCACCGUAAGGCUGGGGGGCUUUGCCUCUGCGUCCCUGCAGAAUGUCGCGGCCCAGCAUUUUGGUCAGGACACCUUGUUUGGCAUCUGGACCUGCCUUGGGGCCCCUAUCAAGGGUUACUCCUUCUUCCCUGCGGAGGAGGAGGUGCUGAUCCCCCCCUUCGAGACCUUCCAAGUAGUCAACGCCAGCAGACCAGCCCAGGGCCCCGCACACAUCUAUCUACGGGCCUUGGGCAAGCGCAGUACAUACAACUGCGAGUACAUCAAAGAUAAGCAGUGUAAGUCUGGGCCCUGCCGUCUGGAUAAUUCAGCCAUGGGUCAGGGUACCCUUUCUGGAGUCUGGGCUCUCCUGCUGCUGCUCUGGUUCCUUGUGGUGGAGGCCUUUACAGAGAGUCCAGGCCUCCUCUGAUCGAGCAGAUUCUGAGCAGCCCUGCCUGCCACCUCUGCCCAGCAUGAGGAUGUUGGCCACAUGUGUGCUUUAAGCAUAGCCAAAAUCCCUGGUAACCCAUCUGCAGGGAACUCUGGGACCU
Molecule: messenger RNA, 1445 nt
Organism: Trichechus manatus latirostris (Florida manatee)
Lineage: Eukaryota; Metazoa; Chordata; Mammalia; Sirenia; Trichechidae
Gene: ART1
Product: ADP-ribosyltransferase 1
Exons: 5
Coding region: 353-1324 (323 amino acids)
Molecular function (GO): NAD+-protein-arginine ADP-ribosyltransferase activity; NAD+ poly-ADP-ribosyltransferase activity
Source: RefSeq, a predicted model, not a curated record